Messenger RNA from Nelumbo nucifera (sacred lotus), 2054 nucleotides. RefSeq lists its product as uncharacterized. Gene Ontology annotation, biological process: ubiquitin-dependent protein catabolic process. NCBI's taxonomy places the organism in Eukaryota, Viridiplantae, Streptophyta, Magnoliopsida, Proteales, Nelumbonaceae. Gene Ontology annotation, molecular function: metal ion binding; ubiquitin protein ligase activity. The record is from RefSeq and is a predicted model, not a curated record. Gene Ontology annotation, cellular component: endoplasmic reticulum.
AGUUCGGUCUCGUCGGUUCGAUUUUUCGGUUUACUGCCGGCAUGUGCAGCCCGCAGCAGCCCAAAAAAAAGUGCAGCAGAUCUCUCUCCCACCAUGGAGUUCAGACUUUAGAGUUCUAGUAAGUAGCAACUGUACAAGUGUAGAAGAAGGAAUAUUACUGAGUUAGGUUCGUGAUCCGAGGGUUGAGGGAACUAAAAUACAGCAGGCAGCAGCGUCGCGAUUUCUUCUCCAGACUCCAGUCGGCAGCGAUUACAAAUGGUUGUACUGCAAAUUAAACGGAAGAUAACGGCAUCAGCAUGGCCAGAUUCUCCCAGGGAAAUUUAAGGGGAAACAACGGUGUCCUCUGCAUCUGCUCAUUUUAAGCCUACCUAAGACAUUUUCCGUCUACACUUUCCUUGUAAUGGAGGACCAAAGAUGUGACACUAUGGGGCUUGAUUUGAAUCUUGAACUUUCUGAUCCACUGUCUCCUAAUUUAGCACAGACACUAGAAGAAAUAUUAGCAAAUGGAGCUGGAACCAUCCAUCAGGAACAGCUUCAACAAACUGAAGCAGCUGUGAGUAGGCCCAGUCCCAGGUAUCACUGGAGCUUGAGACAGUUCCAAUUCCCACCUGAGGCAAUGCAAAGGAACAACAAUAAUGUUACAGUGAGAGCGGAGCCAAUUGUUGAUCGUGGUAGUGAGGCGCUGCAGGCCAGGGAUGGCAUUAUGGUUGCAGAAGAAAGGAACAUUGAUGACAGCAUAUCUUGCAAUGGAAGUGCUGGUGAUUUGUUGGACAAUCCAAUGCAGAAUGGGAAGGAUGUUGAGAAGUGGAGUGGAAAUGGCAUUUGUGUUUUUGAAUGCAAUAUAUGCUUAGGCAUGGCCAGAGAUCCUGUUGUUACCCGUUGCGGUCAUCUAUACUGUUGGGCAUGUCUAUACCAGUGGUUGCACAUUCAUUCAGAUGUAAAAGAAUGUCCUGUAUGUAAGGGAGAGGUGAUGGAUACAAGCAUUACCCCAAUUUAUGGUCAUGGAAGCAAUUCAAAUGAAAUGGUAAAAGAAGGGGAGUCUGGACAGGGGAUCCCUCCUAGGCCUCAUGGACAGCGUAUUGAGAGCCUAAGACAGACCAUUGAUAGGGUGACAAAUACAAAUCCUUUUGAUAUUGAUGCAUGGAUCAGCCACAUUCACAAUAGGAUUGAUGAGAUGGGGGGUUCACCUUCAUCACAAAACCUUGGUGGUUCCCAUGUGACAUUGGCUGAUGAUCCUAGCUCAUUGACAAGGGGAAUUCUUAAUCCCAGGGGAAUGCAUAGAGAGGGAUUAUUGGCACAAACUCCAGUGUUGACAGCAAAUAUGAUUGGACCAGAACAAGAAACUGUUGAUUUAAUGCAAGACAUUUCAUCCAAUUUUGAAGCAGCAAGUAGGCAGCGUCUUCUUUCUUUGCAGAUUAUGAGACUGCAAGUACAAAGAAUUGUUUCAUAUGCACGCUUUCUUUCUGCGAUAAAUUCAGCUGAGAGAUUGGUUCAGGCAUAUUUUCUUGGACAUUCUACAAGAAGAAACCAUAUUCAGCUUCCACCGGUUGAUGAUAGAGAUUCCAAUUCCAGUAUUGGAGCUGUUAUACAGUUGGGAAGCCAAACAGUAGAUGGUGCUGCAGAAACAGAUUCUAUUGGUUCUAGAAGAGAAGCUGAUGCUCCAAGGGCAUCAGAUGGGGAUAUUGGAAUGUUCCCUGCAACUAGACGGCAAAGGUUGAACUGAUAUGAAUCUGUGUCUAGUUAUUGCCUUCUAGGACUUUAGAAUCUAGGUUUCCUGUAAAAUUCGGUACCAUGUAUAUUGCUGAUACAUGGGUAAGUGCCAGUUUUUGUUAUGAGUUUUGGCUUCAAGCUGUUUUCUCUUUUUCAUUUCCCCUCCUCAGUUUGGAAUUAUUAUUGAGUUAAUGUAAACAGUGUAUUAAAAUGUUUGCUGUAUACACAGGGGUUGGUUUGCUAUGGAUGACUCUGUCGUUCAGGUUCUCCUUUAAAGAGCUUACCUAUGUUAUAUGUAUGUCAAGCCAAUUUGUAUAUAAACAAGCAAGUCAGGUUAUUGGUAA